Messenger RNA from Silurus meridionalis, 3679 nucleotides. RefSeq names its product ribosomal protein S6 kinase a, like (gene rps6kal). The record is from RefSeq and is a predicted model, not a curated record. The transcript has 22 exons. Gene Ontology annotation, biological process: protein phosphorylation. NCBI's taxonomy places the organism in Eukaryota, Metazoa, Chordata, Actinopteri, Siluriformes, Siluridae. Bases 263 to 2488 code for a protein of 741 amino acids. Gene Ontology annotation, molecular function: ribosomal protein S6 kinase activity; ATP binding; magnesium ion binding.
GGCGCGCGGAGGCAGCCAUGUUGGCUGUGUGUGUGUCAAUGGGAAAGUAAAGAGGCGGCCGGGUUGGUUGCUUUGUGGUCCUCCACUCCAGCCGAGCCUCUUGAAUCGACUCUAGGGACGAGCUGCGUCCCAGUAUCAGACUGACUGACAAAUAUAAUCUGAAUUAUUAGUACCAUCCGAGCUGCGCGUCAUUGUGAACCCGGGUUCGCCAAGCUUCCGCAGUGAAGGCAUGGCUCCCCAUACGAGGCUCUAGUUCUACCUUAUGAUGCCUUUUGCCCGGCCAUUGCAUUCCUGGCACAAAAUGGAGGUGCACAGCUUUAACGCUGAGAUCAAUGGGCAUCAGGUUGCAGAUGAGCCGAUGGAAGAAGGAGAAUCCUGCACACACUGUGAUGACGGGUCCUAUAAAGAGAUCCCCAUCACUCAUCAUGUAAAGGAGGGCUGUGAAAAGGCUGACCCUUCCCAGUUUGAGCUGCUUAAGGUAUUGGGCCAGGGAUCAUUUGGAAAGGUUUUCUUGGUGAGGAAGAUAAUGGGCCCAGAUGCUGGUCAGCUGUAUGCAAUGAAAGUCCUUAAAAAGGCAUCGUUAAAAGUAAGGGACAGGGUUCGCACAAAGAUGGAACGAGAUAUUUUGGUGGAAGUGAAUCAUCCCUUCAUUGUGAAGUUGCACUAUGCCUUUCAAACAGAAGGGAAGCUCUAUUUAAUUUUGGAUUUUCUCAGGGGUGGAGAUGUAUUUACUCGCUUAUCCAAAGAGGUUAUGUUUACAGAGGAGGAUGUGAAAUUCUACCUUGCAGAGCUGGCCCUUGCAUUGGAUCACCUUCACAACCUAGGCAUUGUUUACAGAGACCUGAAGCCUGAAAACAUUUUGCUUGAUGAAGCUGGACAUAUCAAGCUAACAGACUUCGGGCUCAGUAAAGAAUCAGUAGACCAGGAUAGGAAAGCAUACUCUUUUUGUGGCACUGUGGAAUAUAUGGCCCCUGAGGUGGUCAACAGGAGAGGACACACACAGAGUGCUGACUGGUGGUCUCUUGGUGUUCUAAUGUUUGAAAUGCUGACAGGGACAUUACCAUUUCAAGGAAAAGAUCGGAAUGAAACCAUGAACAUGAUUCUUAAAGCUAAAUUGGGAAUGCCACAGUUUUUAAGUUUGGAAGCACAGAGUCUUUUAAGAAUGCUCUUUAAAAGAAACCCAGCAAAUCGCUUAGGAGCCGGUCCAGAUGGUGUAGAGGAGAUCAAACGACAUGCCUUUUUCUCCACCAUAGACUGGAACAAACUAUAUCGGUGCGAACUUCAACCUCCUUUUAAACCAGCAGCGGGAAAACCAGACGACACAUUCUGCUUUGACCCCGAGUUCACAGCAAAAACCCCAAAGGACUCUCCAGGCAUUCCUCCCAGUGCAAAUGCACACCAGCUUUUCAAAGGCUUCAGCUUUGUAGCGCCAGUCUCCCUGGAGGAGAGCAAGAGCUCCCCUCUAGUUAACAUCCUCCCCAUUGUUCAGAUGCAUACCGGCACAGCACAGUUCUCAGACAUAUACGAGCUGAAAGAGGACAUCGGCGUGGGCUCAUAUUCUAUAUGCAAGCGCUGCAUCCACAGAGUGACAGCAAUGGAGCUCGCAGUAAAGAUUAUUGACAAAAGUAAACGGGACCCUUCAGAGGAGAUUGAAAUUCUUAUGCGGUACGGCCAGCAUCCAAAUAUCAUCACAUUAAAGGACGUUUAUGAUGAGGGACGAUUUGUGUAUUUGGUAACUGAGCUAAUGAAGGGAGGAGAGCUGUUGGAUAAGAUUCUCAGGCAGAAGUUCUUCUCGGAGCGAGAAGCGAGCGCCGUGCUCUACACAAUCACCAAAACGGUGGAUUAUUUGCACUGCCAAGGGGUGGUUCAUAGGGACCUGAAGCCCAGCAACAUUCUGUACAUGGACGAUUCGGGUAACCCAGACUCGAUCAGAAUCUGUGACUUUGGCUUUGCCAAGCAGUUGAGGGGGGAUAAUGGACUUCUGCUCACGCCAUGUUACACUGCUAACUUUGUAGCACCCGAGGUAUUGAUGCGUCAGGGUUAUGAUGCAGCCUGUGAUAUCUGGAGUCUGGGAGUUCUUCUUUAUACCAUGCUAGCUGGGUACACCCCGUUUGCUAACGGCCCCAAUGACACUCCAGAGGAGAUUCUGUUGCGUAUCGGCAGUGGCAAGUUCUCUCUCAGUGGAGGAAACUGGGAUACUGUAUCUGAUUCCUCAAAGGAUCUUUUAUCUCACAUGCUUCAUGUGGACCCUCAUCAGAGGUAUUCGGCCGAGCAGGUACUGAAACACUCAUGGAUCGCCUGCCGGGACCAACUGCCCCAUUUCCAGCUUACUCGGCACGAUGCACCUCAUUUAGUUAAGGGAGCAAUGGCUGCCACCUACUCAGCAUUGAAUCAUAAGACAUGCCAGCCAGUCCUGGAACCAGUUGCAGCUUCCAGUUUGGCUCAGCGCAGAAGCAUGAAGAAGUUAACUUCCACUGACAUGUUGUGAACAGAUGCAUCUUCACAUCACUGUGUUUUCUCCUCCCCAUUUUGUCUAUUUAUUUGUUUGCUCCUGCCCCUACUCGUUGGCAUUUUUCUUCAGCUCUUGCACAUUGUAUUUGGACACAUUUACAUUAUGGAAACAUUUACAUUAUGGAGGCUGUUUAGCAAGUUACAGACUGCACUGAACAUGGCUGAAAAUUUAAUCCAAAAUGCUGCAGGGUUGCAAUGUGUUUUACUUUUGUUUCUCUUUUCUUUUUUUUAUUCCCAUUUCCUCUUGUAUACAUUCUUUGCAACUUUCCUUUUUGUCUUUUCUCAAUCAUUCUUUAUUUUCUCUUUACUGCUAAGUAAAAAAAACAGCACCAGCACCUAUUCUCAUUCACUGUGACUGGCUGACCUAAAGCUGCUUUAAGUAAACUGUGCUCUGCCUCCCCCCCGCCCCAGUUGAAAAGUUCUUUUUUUUCCCCAACCCUUUUAUCCCAUAGUGUUGAUCAGCUUACUUUUGUCUAACUUUUGAUGAAUUAUCUGGGAAGAAAAGUAUGUUUUGGAAGCUUUGGGCUUUUCAACCCAUUUAGCAUAUGGGUAGAGGAAUCGGUGUAUCUGAACCACUCAAUGUUACCUCAAGUCAAGUUGACAAGGUGAAAGUGAAGACUUCUUUAAGCUUUCAAUAAGUGUAUAUAGAAUUUAGAGUCCGAGAGAUUGUCAAACACAAAACCCGAUCAGUCCCCAUCAUAUCAAUUAUAUUUAAGCACAUUUGCACUGAAGCUUGUCAGGUUGUUGCUUCCCCCUGUACCCAACCUUGAUCCUUUUUUUUUUUUUUUUUCCUUUUUUACUUGUGUAUAAUAAUAAUAAUAAUAAUAAUAAUAAUAAUAAUAAUAAUAAGCUAAAGCUGAAAUAAUAGAAACUAUCAAAGGUCAGUGAAUAUGGACCAGAGUUCAUAGUGUUGGAUCCAGUAUUAGGGCAAACCAAGGACUCUACAGUGGAAUUUACAGACGCUCUCGAAGCAGUUGAGAUGAUUGAGUAUAUAUAUAUAUAUAUAAAAACAGAUAAUGGGCUAAAUAUAUAGAAAUACAUCUAUAAAUGUCUCUUCUAAAGAAAUUGUGCAAAUUGUAUCAUAUUGUAUUUAUUUCAUUUAAUUUUUAAAAUUCUAUUUUUCUUUCUGGUUCUGUAUAUAUUAGCAUUAAAGGUCACAAAACAUGCA